Colias croceus (clouded yellow) is the source of this 677-nucleotide messenger RNA. RefSeq lists its product as uncharacterized. NCBI's taxonomy places the organism in Eukaryota, Metazoa, Arthropoda, Insecta, Lepidoptera, Pieridae. The transcript is spliced from 6 exons. The coding region runs from base 178 to 618 and encodes 146 amino acids. The record is from RefSeq and is a predicted model, not a curated record.
UUCUAUAAAGAACAUAAAGAAAACAAACUGACAUCUUAUGUCACACGUAAUGUGAUCUCCAAAUCGAAAACGUAAAAUAAAAACAUUUAAACAAUGCCAUGAUUUCGAUUUUACACUAACAUUGAAUUUAUUUCAAUGUUAAUUUUAUAUAUUACAUCUUAAUUUAAUAAAUUGCAAAUGGGUUUGAUAAAUAGUAAGGAGAUUAUGACAAAGAGAAAAAUCGAUGAAGCUACAAGUAACACCAGCUUAUCAAACCUUCGUUACGUCAUCGCGACCAAUAAAUCAAAAUGGAAAUUGUUCCGAAAAAGGGAAAUAGCGCCAAUACCGGCGUACACGGCGGCGUCAAUGAGACCUGUGAAGGGCUGUCCCUGCGGUAACAACGGGCCGUGUAAGCAGAAAAUAACUCCAAAAGGUGUCACCAUACAUUAUCCGCAAAAGAAGAAAAAGCUUUUUGGUGCCAAUAAAGGAUACGUACCGCCGCAAAAUACCAAGAGCUAUUAUAAUAGCAAUAACAAAAGAUUUAACCCAAAGGUGAAAAAGGCCAAAACCGCCAGGGGUCGAAUUAAGAAGAGAGUUAGUAGUAAUAUUUCCUUCCCUUUCCCGUUCUGUUUUGAAUGAGCCCGCGUCCCAAAGUUAAGAUAGUGCGCGAAAGGAAGUUCCCCACCUGGAGAUUAGAC